ACAUAUGAUACAUAAUUAUUUAAAAUUAACAAUUAUUUACAAUUCAUCCUCUCGAAGUCCGAGUUCAUCCUCCUCCAGCCGGCCCUGAGAGGCUGAGAAGCUCGAAUCAGCGGCACAUCUUCCUCCUCUGUGCGAUCGGCAGGUCGAGACAAUCGAUCCUUUGCUCGAUUGGGUUAAGUCAGAAUUCGAGUUCCUUUGCUGGUGUGACGCUCCCUCGAAGCAUCCGAGCUUCCCUUUCCCCAGCAGCAGCAGCGACUUCCUUGCCGGCAUGAAGCUCCAUCGAUUUUAGCUUUAAGAAAUGGAAUGGCAACUAAACGGCCCAUUAGUGUACAACUACUUGGGUCGAGAAGAUAAUAAGCGUCUUAGAGCAAGGCCAAAGGAAUAAGCCCUCACAGCAUAUGGGUUUGGAGUUUUGAGGAACAAGCAUAGCUCAGGAUGACAGGCGUUGUAAUUGGUUGGAAAAGAAAAGAGCCGGCCUUCUUGCUACUAUAUAUUGUUGUCGUAUUUAUUUACUUCAUCCACCGAACUCUUCAGCUCGCUCAUGAGCACAGGUCAAAGUUGUAUGGCUUACGCCCUGGCUGGCUCUUCCCUCAUAGUCUUAAUGAUGUCUCUGAUGCCCAAUGGAGAAACUUUCGUGGGAAUCUACCUAUUCUUACUUCUGUAUUUGCACUUUUCGCUGUCGUAGCCAAUGCAUUGAAGGCCUUCUUGUCUUUGGGAGCUAAGGGCAUGGCCAUUUCCUGGAUUUUGAUUUCUUUGUCCUAUUUGGCAUAUCUUCAUGGGGCUUGCACCAUCUACAUCUUGUUAAUAGCUUCUGCUAAUUAUAUUCUAGUAAUGAUAUUUGCACGAACAAAGUACUUCUCAUUUGCUAUUUGGGUUUUCAACAUUUUUGUUCUUGUUUGCAAUCGGAUUUAUGAGGGAUAUUCAUUCUCCAUAUUUGGGGAGCAGUGGGCAUACUUAGAUAACUUUCGAGGCACCUUUAGGUGGCACAUUUGCUUUAACUUUGUUAUUUUGCGCAUGUUAAGCUUUGGAUAUGAUUAUCAUUGGGCUAAUCAACAACGUCAUUUUGAUCAAAGGAAGCACAUCCAGCGUUGCCAUACUUGUAAAUCUGGGGGAAUCUGCUACCAAUUGCUACAGGAGAGAAGUCUGCCAAUUGAUAACUUUUCAUUCAGUGUGUACUUAUCAUAUCUGGUCUAUGCGCCACUUUACCUUGCUGGCCCAAUCAUAAGCUUCAAUGCCUUUGCUUCACAGCUAGAUAUGCCAGCACGAAUUUUCGCAACCAGAGAUGUACUCUGGUAUGGUUUACGGUGGAUAUUCAGCUUCAUGAUCAUAGAGAUCAUGAAUCAUUUAUUUCAUUACAAUGCAUUCGCAGUCAGUGGCCUGUGGAGGUCGUUGUCACCUAUGGACAUGUUCAUCAUCACAUAUGGGGAACCAACAUACAGGGAAAACCAGUGCUGGCAAUCUGAGUUCCAGGCUUCCAGCUGUUCUGUUCAAUAGUGUGACAUUCUCUCUGUUCCUGUCAUAUUGAACUGGCACUUGCUUGUCCGGUCUUGAACUUUAUGUGGCUGAAGUUUUUCCUCAUAUGGCGCUAUUUUCGGCUUUGGUCACUGAUUAGCGGCAUAGAGGCUCCUGAGAAUAUGCCUAGGUGCAUAAAUAAUUGCUACAACUUGGAGAGCUUUUGGAAAAAUUGGCAUGCUUCCUACAAUAGAUGGCUUGUAAGGUACAUAUAUAUUCCCCUUGGUGGGUCUCGGACGAAGUUUCUAAACAUCUGGGUGAUAUUCACAUUCGUUGCUAUUUGGCAUGAUCUAGAAUGGAAACUUCUCUCAUGGGCAUGGCUAACAUGUUUAUUCUUCAUCCCAGAAAUGGUAGCCAAAUCAGCAAUCUCUACACUACAGGUAGAAACUGCUUCUGGGGAGCUCCUUUCGCGAGAACUCAAGGCUGUGGCCGGUGCAAUCACUAUUACAUGUCUCAUGGUAGCAAAUUUUGCUGGCUAUGUUGUUGGACCAUCUGGUGUCAACUGGAUAAUUUCCCGGUUCUCAAGUAGAGAAGGACUACCGGUGCUUUGUUGGAUGAUGGUAACUUUCUACCUGGCGGUUAAGCUGAUUCUCCACAUAGAGGACGCGAAGCGGAAGCAGCAAUAGUACAUGGAACCCAGAAGCCAGAAUGGACACCACUUUUGAACUGCUGCUGAGUUUUGAAUGUCUGCCAAAUUUUGUAAGGAAAUGACGAGAGAGGGAGCGGUAGAAUUAACAGCAGCUUCGCAUUUUAGUCUGAGAAAAUCUGCCCCGAGGGUCUACAGUCUACAGAUAAACCCGUUCGAUAAUUUUUUUUAAGGCACCUGACUUUGGGUUCUCAAGUUUUGCUUAAAUACGGUCACAACCUCAUUUGUUUAUUUCUUUUCGGCCAUAAUAUCAAACAAUUAUUACUCGUUAUCGUGAGGAAUGUGGUCAUGGAAUUUGACCCACAAUUCCAUCAGAAAAUGGACAAACGUCAAUAGGAUAGGACACACAUUGAUAUCCUAGGUGUACUGCAGCGCCGUUAGCCAUUCAGCAAAUCAAAGGAAAAUAAAC
This is a messenger RNA of Linum tenue, 2567 nucleotides long. NCBI's taxonomy places the organism in Eukaryota, Viridiplantae, Streptophyta, Magnoliopsida, Malpighiales, Linaceae. The record is from the annotation of a GenBank genome assembly.